AUGCCGGAUGACGGAAGUGGAAAUAAGCCCAAUCGGCUGCUUAAACUGAUGUCAGUGUACUUUAAAGAAGCAUCCAUGGACUCUCCAUCUUUUAGAGCCAGCGCAAACUUCUAUCAAGUACAGAUUGAGUCAUUCGAGAGCUGGAUUGAAAAUGUAUCAAGGUUUUACAAGCUCAAGUUUUUGCCUUCAUUGGAUGACUUUAAGCAGCUCAGUGACACAUUUUUCGCACAGUCUCUGCCGCCAGCAGAUUACCUGCACAAUGGCGUCGUGGAAAAUCAAGUUUACACGCCUGCCAUCCUGGGUGCCUUCCACAGUGAUCUCUGCAACCUUUCGGGACGACUUUUACUGCUACUGAGAGGUGAUCCUGAAUCAUUUUUGGCAAGCCUGGUAAAGAUAGUGACGGAGAUCAUAGAGCCCUAUAAAGAAAAAAGAAGGAAUUUCGAUUUCUAUCAGUCAAAACAUGACACCCUUCUGGCAAAAUAUCAAAGCACAAAGGUCAAUGGCCCUAACGUUGAGCCUUCCAGUAUGCGUGAAGAUGCAUUUCAGCUGUUUGAAGUGCGCAAAAGCUACCUAGGUGCCUGCCUUGAUCUUGCAUGGGAAAUUGCUGAAACUCAAGAAUCCUUAGACAAGACCAUGAACGAGGUCGUAACUACUUUACUAAGACGGGGAUCGUUGAAAAAUGCGAUUAUGAGCUCACAAGACGGCGAAGACUUGGUGGAAAUGUUUUCAAAGCACCGGAAAUGGCAUGAAGAAAUGAAGAAAAACAAUUCUUCCUUAGCAGAAGAUAUGAAGAGAGCCAAGGAACAGGUUCAGGCUUUCACCAUAAAGCAACUCCAGCCAUCUAGAGAGAUUAAUGAUUACAACAUUAGGAGCAUCAAUCAAGCCACUUUGAAGCUGGGGCCGGAGUCAGGGGCUCAGUUGCCUCGGGAAAGAUCCGGAUGGCUAUUCAUGAAAACAACAGUCGGCAAACCAGCACGAACCGCAUGGGUGAGGAGAUGGUGCUUUGUAAAAGACUCCGUUUUUGGUAUCUUUUUGUUAUCACCGGCUCUCACAGCGGUUGAGGAAACUGAUAAAUUUGGUGUUCUUCUGAUGAAUGUUCGUUAUGACCCCAACGAAGAGCGAAAGUUUUGCUUUGAAGCACAGAUAGCAGGCGCUGAGCCAGGAACAGGUGCUAGAAACAAUACCGCGGAGCGCAUGUCUCUUUCUUUCCAAGCGGAAACCUUGGCGGAUCUAAGGUCUUGGCUCAGCGUGUUCGAGGAAGCCAAAAAGCACGUUCUUCUACUUGAUAAAGGCGAUCCAGAAUACGAGCUCUCGUUCUCCAGAAUUCCGCCAAUUUUCUACGAAUUUGCAUGCAGUUCAGCAAGCCAGACUGAUCAACAACUAACCUCAUUUGAUCCUGAUGGACACUAUGGAAAAUCAAUUUUACAGUUGAUGCAAGCGGCUUUUUCAGAAACCGGUAGUAUAAUAUUUCCAGAAGAUUCUGCAUUUCAGACACCGUUGCUGAAAACUCCGAUUAUCACAAAGCUCACAAAGCUCAGUAUCAUUUCAAGUUUCUUUCUCGUCAAUGAUGGAGUGCCAAACGCUAUCAUGGCAAACUACUGGGGAAGUGUCAAUUGGAGUGGUUUUUGUUACAACGUGAAACCAGGUAAGCCAUCUCACCAUGAGUUCAAGUCUGGUACAAGAAUUCUUUGCCCUGUCAAAGACACAACGUCGCCAAUAUGGAGUCCUAUCACAUACCCCGAGUUUUAUUCAAAGGACAUGCGAAAUAAAGAUCUUCAAUUUAAGAGUUUAUUCUUUUCCACUGCUGCUCAAAGAAACGAGGAAAAGUUCAAUGAACUUCUCCUUUUAUCUUUUUCCUGUUCGUGGUCUCCGAACACAAAGCAGGGAUUUUCAGGAAUGUGUUACGUGACAAUGAGGAACACUUAUUUCUAUAUGAACUCUAUGGGAUUUAUAUGCCUCUUGAACAGAAAUCUUGAGGAUUUAGUGGCUGUCGAAGAGACGAAAAGGUCAGACGAUAGUAGUGGUGCUGUCUUGAAACUAUAUGAUGUAAACGAGCUUACUGUAUCUUGCACGGUUUACUUUGAUGAUCCUGAACUAAUUGCGACCAAAAUUCGAGCUUUGAUUCAAAACGGGGCAACCGAGGAUGCUAAGGGCGAAGAGGAAAUUUUAGUACUUUUUUCGAGGAUAGAAAGGGAAUUCGAAUUACGGAAAGAACAGAGUGCCAAGAACGAUCAAAUAACGCUCACACAGUCGACAAAUCGUUUUGACACCCUUUUUAUGGGCGUGAAUGAAUCUUUUCAAGCUCUCAAAAACCGACAAGAGAGUUUUGGAGCCGAGUUCAGCGCCGCCUUUAAAACGGACUUCAAUAUUCCUCCUAAGGGUUUGAUGCAUGUUUUAUUUGGAAACAAAUCAAACGUCUUUCCGCGAGCCUACCUAUUAGCCCAUAAGACGGGAUCAGAUAAUACUGUAUCGAUGUGGCACACAAAGAAAAGAGGAGAUCUUACUGAGGCAGUAAGAAAAGUGCACUUUAAAAUUGACCCCACUCAAGGCUUUUUUUUUCCAGGUGAUGGUAGGGAGUCUGCGUUUUUGAACGUAAUUCAGUGCAUUAAAGUUGCCAAGGACAACGUGUACUACGAGAUUGAGCAAGAGACAGGAAAGCUCAAGCUUCCGCUUGCCAAGCCAUUCAAUGUGCGAUCUAAGAUCAUUGUGAUCACCAGAUCAGAUGCCAAGGCGACCAAAUUCAAUGCUAGCGAUAAAAAUGGUGGAUCCUCCUCGUUAUUCCUCUAUUAUGAGGUCAACUUCUAUAAUGAGGCAGGUGAUACUCGAACAAAGAGGCUCAAUACUUUCGAUAGGUGCGCAAAAAGUAUUUGUCUGCACUUUAUGCGUUAUGAAUCUAUCUCUUUGCGCAAUGCUGUACAGCAGUACUUCGAUAAGACUGGAAAGCAUGGCCGUGUUUUAAAGGCGGUGCGACUUUGCGGCCAACUAGCCCUCGUAAAUGACGUUGAACAAUUCAGUGGGUUCAGCGACAAUACGAUAAACAAGUAUUCGCGGACAUCAUUACUACGGUUUGCAAUGAAGUGCAUUUUAUUUUACACGGUAAACGCGAUUUUCGCCAUCACACGGAUGUUUUUUCAGCUUUUUUACAGGGUUAUAACUAACGUUGUUGCCUUGAAUAGACUACUGGUGCUGGGACUUCUUUUGUCGGUAGGGGCCAAUAUGUUUUUAGCAGGCAGGUCUUCAUGGUCAUAUUGGUCCGUCAAGCGCGCGGAAAACAUUUUCAUGAGCUAUUUUGACAAGGGUCGACAAGUUAUGCAGCGUGCUGUCUUUUUGGAAGACUUGGAUCUACUUUCUGGAGCGCUCGUUGGUGGGAACGGCGAGUGUUUUGAGAGAUUUAUGUCAUCCGAUCACGACGUGGAAAGCAAGUAUCGUGCUACGCGCCACGAGAUCGGUUUGAAGCGCAAUGAGCUCCUUGUGGAGCUCAAAAUUCUCAACGCCAUGGAGAAAGAGAUGGUACAUGGCGACUAUUUGUCGUUUUUGUCUCAAGAAAUCCAAAAUUGUAGGACAGUCGAGUUUGACAUGCCCGACAUGUGGACCAACGAUACAGAGCUUCAAAGUCACUGUAGAAGGUGCCAGCAAGAAUACAAAAGUGUUCAAGAUCUGCUAUGA
Lachancea sp. 'fantastica' is the source of this 3666-nucleotide messenger RNA. The record is from the annotation of a GenBank genome assembly. Lineage: Eukaryota; Fungi; Ascomycota; Saccharomycetes; Saccharomycetales; Saccharomycetaceae.